CGUGAUGUUGCUGCCUGGCGAGACUUGGCGCACGUUUCAAAACUGUGUUGGCAUUCGAUCGUACAGCUCGGCUCGUUCGUAUAACUUGAUCUUCAGAAAACAUCAUGUCGGCGAUUAAAAAAGCAUUGAGGUCUUCGAUGCGGCGUAAGAGAUACGCUGUUUUCGAACAGAAAGAGAAUGACUACAUACACACGCCGACAUUCAAGCGAAGUUUAUCGAAUCCAGAGGAAACGGUUUCAAGUGAUCCCUCCCAACAAUUUGAACAAGACAAACAGCGAUCUUCCGUUUUUCGUCGCGGGUCGCAAGUAACCAGAUCGUUCAGAGAUGCAGUUGGAGUUAUUCGGCAGAAAAUCAGAACUUCAACUCGCCGGCUGGCACCUUUACAAGAACGCAACAAUACUACAACUACGCCAAAUCGCCGUAAAAGUACAUCCGAGGUUGACAUAUACUCUCCUUUUCACAUAGAAACCCCAACACGGUCUGGAAGGGUAUCCCGACGAUCAAACAUCAAAACAUGUGUCAACAUGGAAACUCCAACACGAUUGCGGCGAGAGGUGGAAGCACUAACAGCUAACAUGCAGGCACUAGCAUCUUUGUCACCAAACACCCUGAGAGACCGUCAUUCUUCAAAGAGAAAGUCACCAGCUGCUACACUCACCAAUGGCAGUCUCAGGACACCAAAACAAGCUAGGCGUCGCAUUGACUCAAACACCAAGUGAACAAAACCUAAUGAAAUGUGCUUUUAAAUACUCACAAUCUACACGCAAGUGAAACUGGAAUUUAGGAUGUAAAAAUCUGUGGCUAAGGGCCUCAAAAGUACAAAUAUUGCAAAUAAUACAGAAGAUUUCUGGCAAGUUGCAGAAAAUAAAGUGCAUGUAAUUAAUGGCCCAACUUUUUCAAAGGUCAUCAUAGCUUUGGUUUUGACAUUCUUUUUUCGCAGACAUGUUGGUCAUUGAACAUCCCCUACAUUUGAAAGGGAAAAUAGGAAUAAUUUUCUUUGUGAAGUGGUCUAUCUGGGUUAAGAACUUUUCCUUUCUUUGUUACAUUUUUUUCUGGUAAAGGUAUAACUGUCUGCUAGUUUUAAGUACAGUGAAUGAUGAGCAAGCAGUAUUGUGAUGGACGUGUAUACCUUUUAUUUGAAAUGUUUUCCCAGCAUCAGUUGUGAGAUAGUUUUUAUGGCAUUAAACUGUUUUUUGUGGUUUAAGUAAACAUAAAACAGCUAGAAGGAACAAAAAGGCAUUUUAAUUCAUAUAUUUCUGUUGUUGGUGCUUUAUUUAACCACUGUUUCAUUUUUUUUUAAUCAUUGCAAGUGCUAUACCAGAAUUUUAUUUUAUUUAUUUUAUAUUAUUCAGUCAUUGCAUCAUGUGGUCACUGGUAGCGUUUCAACCAUUAUUUGUUAAAUUUGCUUUUGUAAUCUGUGCUACCUGUAUGGAUUUGACAAAGUCACAGGGCAGCAUUUCAGAUGUGGACGGGGUGCUUUUACAAAGAUAAUUUUUACAUCAGUGAGAGAAGCUGACCUUUUUUUCCAGCUUUUCACCACUAGAGCACUAUAUGUGCCAUUCAACCACCUUGUAAAAUUAAUCCAAGCACAAGAAGUAAACAUGUGUAAAAUAAUUCUUCUCAGUUACAUAUUUUGCUGCACUUUGUUUGCCUUAAAUGUUGUAAUGCGCAAUUUUCUAAUUUAUUGUCUGGUCAGGUAUGUAUCUCCUGACCUGGCAAAUUUUCCUCUUGCCAAACAUUUUUUAACUGUUGUGCCUUACCCCUAACCUUUUCAAGACUGUGUUCAGAAGCUUUAUGAAGAUAGUCAAAUGUUAAUAUUAUCUUUAAAACUUUUAUUCUCUUACACAGUAGAUGUCCAGUAAGAAAAGUGGGUCAUGAAGCCUCUCACUGGGGUUGGUUCCUCUGCCUACCUUUUUGGUAAAAACUGUGUUGUCUAAUCUUGGUACUAUUCCAAGGGGGAAAAAAAUUCUCCUUCUAAACAAGUAUAAAAGUGAUACACAACUUGACAUUUUGCAACCCACUUUUUUUGAAAAAUUGGUGCUUAUGUACAGAUUUUUAGUGUUUGUGUGUGUGUGUGUGGUUUUUUUUUCUAAGACAGCAUCUUUGCUAAGAUAUAAAAUAUUGCUGUAGACCCUAGGCAGUUGUAUUUUUAUAGGCCAUUAUGUUAAAUGGUCUUGCUUUAUCAUUUUUCGAGUAAGCUGACUACGACAAGCAUGGAGUAGAAACAUUUUGAUGUGCAUGUCCAUCAAAAUGCAGUUUUCAAUGGGAUUUUCCAAUGGCACAGUAUGCUUUUUAAAAUUGUAUACUUUUAUAUAUUAUUUGCUGCAAUGUGCCCAAAUUACUUAGUUUCUUUCCCCCCCCCCCCUACUUUAAGUCAGACAUUUUUCAUUCCUGUGCAAAACCAAUUUUUUUUUGUAGCUUGAUUUGCCUAUAUACAGAGUAAAUCAGAGCUUUUUGUUUUGCCCUAGGCAGCAUUGUGCUUUUUUUAAAAUUGGUCAGUUAUUGUAUUGAACUAAAUCUUUUGAAGGUUGUCUUGUCAUUUGACAGAAUUAUGGCAAAAAUCUGUUGUAUUCUCUUCUGAUAAAGUGGCUAACAUUGAAGAACUUUGUCGUCUGUGUGCUUAUAACAGACCAAAUUCCUGACAGUAUUCUCAUGCUCUAUGAUUAAUAAUCUUAUCUUUACUGUGUUCUUUCCAAUCAUAAGAUUUCAUUGGUGCAUAAUACAAUAUGCUAGUGCAGCUUGUUCAAGCCACAUUCAGGUAUUCUGCAAUAGCUCUUUCAGGGAGAAUCAUCAAUAAAAAAACUAAACUUUAA
This is a messenger RNA of Pomacea canaliculata, 2813 nucleotides long. RefSeq lists its product as uncharacterized. Bases 105 to 719 code for a protein of 204 amino acids. The transcript has 4 exons. NCBI's taxonomy places the organism in Eukaryota, Metazoa, Mollusca, Gastropoda, Architaenioglossa, Ampullariidae. The record is from RefSeq and is a predicted model, not a curated record.